AUGGCAGCUGCCGGUGAUGACUCUCGCUCUCCUAAGGUAUGCCAUGACCAGUCCCCGACACCUACAAAUAGCUGGCGGAAGAUGCACAUCAGCCAGUAUCGCGAUCAGCGGCGGAGGCCCGGGUCCACCAGCCCCAGACGGGCCAGGUCUGCCUCGCUUCGUGAUGCUCGUGAUGCUCGUGACCGGGAAGGCUCCGGCUCCAGUUCUGCCAGAUGGAGAGGCGUCUCGGGCCCACUUGACACUGAACGCGACAAGAAACCCAGGAUUAAAGAACUUCGGGAACGCAAUGCCUUGCUUGAUGCGAUGAGCAAUGGGCAAGCGCUGCCCAAAAGCCGCUCAGUGUCCCAAAUCUGGCUGCGGCUGCACGACAUGCAUAGAGAGUUGGAGGAGAAACGCGGUGCUUUGGCGGAAAAGAAGCGGAAGGAGGUGGAAGAACAGGAACUCAUGAUCCGCUUGGAGUAUCGCCCACCUAGGCAAGCUCAGAUGUCUGAGGUGCAAGUCAUUGCCUCCAAGUUGCACGGCCAAAAGGCUGAACUCGAGGAGAAACGCAAAGCAGCCGCGGAGGAACGCGAGAAGUCCUUGGCGCAGAUCUAUUGCUUCGCACCCACCCUGUCGGCGAGGACCAGGGAGCUGACGACCGAGCUGGCGGGUGCCCAACGGAUUUCCCACCUCUACAACGAUCACCAGCGGAGGUUGGCUUCCAAAAGUGCAUUGAGUAAACAGAACGAAGAGCAGGAACAGAAGACUUUGGCCGAGCGUUCGGUCCACAAGAACGUCAAGCCGUCAGAUGUCAGUGAAUCCAUCCAUAAGCUCUUCGAAGAUGCCAAGCAACGACAUCAACGUCUCAGCGAGAGACGUGAACAGAUGCUGCAAUUGGAGCUGCAGGAGCUGCAGGCCAUGUCCAUCCACUCCAUGCCGAGCUCCGUUCGGGGAGAUUUCGGAGAUCGACUGCAUCAGGAGGCAAAGAAUCGCGACAUGCGGAUGCUUCAAAAGAAGGAAGAGGCCGAUCAGGCGGCCAAGACGCUGGCGAGUCGCUCCAUGAGUUCGCCAGGACUCCGGCCGGGGGAUGCUUUCAAAUACCUCUACCAGGACGCAGCACGGCGAGAAAAGUCUCUGUUGGAAAGGCAGAAGAGGCAACUGGAGGCGGAGUUGGAGGAGCUCAGGCCUCACGGUGCCACUUUGCAGUGCCGUUCUCCCCGUUCUCCCCGAGCCGUUGAGGUCUCUCCAAGGGAGCUCCAGACGCAAUUUGCAACGGUAACAAAUCGGGAGGCAAGCCAUGAGGAAUGCACCUACAAGGAACUUCUGCGCCUCUAUCGUGCGUACAAGGAGUCGGUUGGCGAUCGCAAAAAAUCAACGAACCAGCUGAGACCGAUCGCAAAGAAGAAGCGAAACGCAGAUGGAGUCGCAGUCGGAGGGUGGGGAUUGUACUUCUUGGAUCAGCUGGGGGUGUGGACAUGCGGAGAUUUUUGGCCAUGGGUUGCCAGAUGUUUGUUAAGUGCCAUCGUGGUUUUGGGAGCAAUUUUGAUUCUCUACUUGCUAUUGGUUAUCUGCCGGCCCUGUCAAGCUUUCUGCAAAUGUUGCUGCAGACAGACCAGAGCAGUAGCCAAAGAGGUGGGGGAGCUCCUCCCCGAACUUAGACCUGGGGGCACAUACGAAAAGCUGGAUAUCCGUGGACCCGCCUCUAGCGGGGGCGUCGAUUCCGAAUUCUACCAACGAGGCGUCAAGGGUCGAGGUUCAGAAAGAAAACCCAAUGACGUAGCUGUUGUGGUGAAUGACCAAAUAGCUCGCUUGAAGGUAGACGGGGAUCAUUGGGCACGUGUGGAUCGAUACGGGUUAUGGGUUCGUCUCCGUGGGGUGAAGGGUUCCACGUCGAAAGCGCUUCGCCAAACGUUGGAACAGGAGGGGAAAAUCCAUCUCUGUCGCGAGCAGCGGUGUCCGCUUGAAUUGCAACCAACACCCGGUCUACAUUGCAAAGCUUACGCUUCGGUGGAUGCCAAUGGGCUGGUGGAUUUGGGAGCUUAUGCAGGGUGGUCCACCCGCAGGGUGAUCGUCUUGAUGGGUCGAUGGCUACGUAGAAUGGUGCGGGGGCUUAGUCUCUGCGUGUACUAUCUGACGGGAUGGUUCAUUCUCAGACAACUCUGGGCAAAGCGGACGCCACCCAGAACCAUAGUCGAAGGAGCCGUCGUCAGACCCUUGGAUGCGGAAUCUGAAUCUGAAGUAGAGGUACAAGAUGACCCUUGUGAGGCCGUAUUAGUCGGUUUGGAACAUGGAGGCAAACCGAGAGCAUUGGCCACAGACCCAUGUGCAGAUCGGGCUAUCGGAGAGCCGGUCCGGCUCCUGGAGAGGGACAGAGAACUCUCUGACGUCAAAAGGAGAUCCUCCGUCAGGCUUUGCGACCAUCAUCGGCAGCUCUACGUGGCGGCAUGUUCAAGCCGAAAAUGCAGCGUGUUGGCUUGCUACGAACAGGUUGAUGGUGCCAAACAGGGAGUUCCCCUCUGCAAGCACCACCUGACGGACCUUGGUGGUUGUGCUCGCCCUACCCGCAGGGUUAGCUGGACACAUGAGAGAGAUAGCUCCAUUGCACGAUCCGAGGCAUCUAUGUCCGAAGGAGAAUGCCUCACCCCUGCACGAAGAAGCCGCCGGAUCAUCUUUGACGGCGCUGAACGACUUGGGCCCAGGGCUGCUUCGGCCGAUCCUAGUGAAUCCCAGAAGAAGAUUGAAGGCAAGCUUGAGAAGGGCCCGUGCAUGGUGCUCCUCAGACCAAAGUCAUUACAAACCACGGAGGCCCCACCCAGGUGGACUGCAUGGUUGGGGCGCAUCGAGGGGUUCGCCGAAGAAGGGCGCAGCCAGGAGCUGCUCGAAGUCCACAUCCCUUCCUUGAAGCAAACGUGUGUGAUCCACAGAAGGCUGUUGAAAGGGUCCCCUCGAGACAACGGGGCGGGUCGAAUUAGUAAGCAUUGGGUGCAGAAGUUCCUUCAGCAUACCCAUGACGAAGAAGUCGGCCAAGGGAUAUCGGUCUUGGUCGCGCGCCUGUCCGAAGACCAAGCAGCGGCCCUGAAUGCCUGGGACGGUGGGAGACUCUACCGGGAGAUCCUCCCGCAUGCUGAUGCAUAUUUGCGUGAAGAAGCUGAGAUGUCCGACGACUUUAUGACACCGCCAAAGCCGAAAGUCGAGCUGGAAGAGGGUGCGGGACCGGCGAUUCCACCCUUCCCAGACCUAGAUGAUUCAGAUCGCCAGGGAAGAAUGGAGGCAGCUCGAAGAGCUCUUGACCAGCACAUUGAGGGAGAGAUAGAUUCCGAAGUGUUGCAGACCGUGGCCACUGCCUUCGACCUAGAUCAUGAGCAACUGGCUCAGUCGAUGUAUGCGAGAAAUCACCGCCUUAGCUACUCGAAGCCAACGGCACCACCAGGAUUGGGAGCCGACCAAAGCGAAAUGGAGUUUGCAAGCAGACCCGUGACGGCAACUAUGCCAGGAGGAGUGACCGUAAAGCCAGCAGUCCCCCGGCCGGCGAAUCCACUUCUGCCGAGGAGCUCCUCCUCGGUCCAGAGAGGUGGAUUGUCGCUCUUUCCCAAGGGGUCAGGCGGUCGAAACAGUCUCGUGAAACCAGCAUCGGAGCAGAUGCCGGAUGGCAGAGCAGGAGCCACGUUCGGAGAAGCCCUCGGAGACAGCACACAAGUCCAAAGCGCGGACCGCAUCAUUCACGCCAUCGACGGUCUGAGAAGAGCACAGGAUGACGACAAAAACCUCACGAAAGGGACCUUGAGUUCUAUCAAAGAGGCGGAGAAGAUGGACGUCUUCCUGGCACGAGGCUGUGGCACCCUGACCGUUGAACUCGCACCGGGAGUGUACGGGAAGGAACUUUUCCACGCGGGGAAAAGGGUGGCAAAUCACGCUCGCCAUAUGCUGCACUUGAUCAAAUGGCCGGUGCUGAUGACCAACAGGGUCCUACUUGGCAUCGCUGGUCUGUGGUGGGGUGGCAAAGACACACGCAAGUACGCGGAAAACUCAGUUCGUGUGUUUGGAUCCUGCUAUGGUACAGAGCAUAUCCAAGAAAGGCUCGAUUGUCUCCAAGCCCUGAAGGAGGCCCAUGAAGAAGACGAGCAUGCCUUCCCAGCUGCCUACUGCAUCGAGCUCUUUGAGGAACUUGUCGCGGCUUGGUGCGAAGAACUGCGAGAAAGCAGAAGGAAACUCUGCUCUCUGCUGGGGACCGAAAAUCCACGGCUUGAAGACCUGAAGCUGCUAGCUUUGGCGCCGGGAGCGGAUGGGCAAGCAAACUUCCAGUUUCCAAGCAUAUGGGAUCUGGGCGACCCGAACGGAUAUUACCAGACAGUUGUGGUACCCAGGCAGCAAAGGCAAAUGUCGAGGCUGCUCCACAAGCAGCUGCACGACCACAACCUCAAGCAGAAGAAGACAGCUGGUCCAGCUGAAGAUGAAGAGUCAAGGACAGGGAAAGCCCCAAAGCUUAACCUGAAAGACAAAGAGGCCGAUGGAUAUGCGGGCGGCAGCAUGAAAUCAGCCUACCCAGCUGGAAAACGGCUUACACAAGGAGAAGCUUCACGGUCCGUGGAGCACGCACCUAAGGAUCCCAAGACCAACAAACCUAUCUGCUGGGAUGUGGCCACGCACAUGGGAUGCACAAGAGGCGACAAGUGCCAGCACGCGCACGAGCCUUUGCCGGGAUUGGCCAAACUUGACUACACAGUUGCCACGCAGGUCAUUCGAAGAGGAGGACUCAAAGGUGGGCCGAAAAUCGAUCCCAAAGAGGUCGACGGAAGGGUCGCUCAGCUGCGGACCCAGGCAGCGGGGGAUAAGGCCGACAAGAUCCAACCUAGCAAGAAAGCGAAAGCAAAGCCCAAGCCAAAGGCCAAAGCUGGGAAGGAAGCUGAGGGUAAAGCUGAAGAAGACAAGGUUGGGAACACCCAGUGGGUCGCACCUGAAGACUAUGAUAUCCCUCUGACCCAUCUCGAGGCUGACUUGCAAGAGGCGGUUCAGGGCCCAGAUGAGAGCUGGCUGCGAAUACCCUCACAACCCACUGAGCAAGAAGCCGCUCCGGCUUGGGAUGACCAGAGCCAAGAGGAGCGGGAAAGGCUGAAACGAUGGAAGUCGCUGGAGGAGAAAGGGGUUCUGGCGGCCUUGGAUUCGCCCACGGAUUAUCUCAGGUCCCAUGUGAUUGCACGCAUGAUGGCAGCACAAGAUGAAGGAUAUGAACUGGAGCUGAACCGGUGUCUCGAAGAUGCGGCAGAACAUGGACAUCCCGCGCUCUCUAAGGAAGCCGGACGUCAACUUGAGCUCCUCAAGCACGAGCCGAAAGCGGGUCACCAAGCGGAUGUCGAAUUUACGCCCAUCACAUGGGACGAGGGUAUUGGUCAUGGCCUGUUGAACUUUCAAGGAAACUUGUCGCAUAUCGGCUCAGUCACGGUCCGUGACUACCAGGAUCGCUUGAAUGCAAAAGACAGCGAGGUCCCACUGCAAGACGGGCAGUUGGAAGAAGAGCGCCAAUGCCUGCCUCUUCAUGUGGGUGUCGGGUUAGCGUUGGCCGAUGAUCCAUCUGUAGAACUACGAGAGGCCGUAGCCAGAGCCAACCAGUUGAGAAAACAUCUCUGGGAUGAAGCAGUGGAGGCUCACGCACACCUUGGCGAUCCGCCAGCGUGGAUACCUGAGGGCGAGCACUUCUCGCGUCAAAACGUCCAUGAUUGCCUCUUUCCUCACCACGAGAAAGACUACCGCGCCUUGCAAACCCUCACAGGAUCCAUGCUGCAAGGAUACACGUUGGCGGUCCUCAGGAUUUCCUAUUUUGGUCGGUUGGAGGUCGACCUGCUCCACGGAGAUGAUGCUGGCAAUGGGAAGCUAGUUUUCGUUACCAUCCACCGGGGGCAUAUGCGCCUGCUUCUUCCACAACAGCCCCAGCAGCUGUUGGAUCACCUGAGGACUGCAGACAAGGUCACCAGGGAACUUCAAGUUGAACAUUGGAGGGUGAUCUUGGACCAGAGCAAAGUGGAGGAUCAGAUGGUUCCAGCCAAGUCCCCCGCCUGCACAAGAUGCCAGCAACAGCAGCAAAGGCCUUAUCGUGUUGGUGAAGGAUUCCCGUUGCCACCGGCUUCAUUUGAGUCCUGCUUGCAGGAUGAUCCACAGGCUCUUCAAAACAGCGGUGUGCCUCUGCGAAAAAGGCUUGCCUUCGCCUAUGGGCCAAUCGGUCAAGAGGUGUACGCUGGAUGGGCAGGAUGGACCAAGGGGCUUCAAUACCAGGGGAUCCCGUGCGGAGAACCCAUUGAAUACUAUGAGGACCCGAUCCAGCAAAAGGGCUUUAAGCCGCAGCAUGAUACCCGUGACCCGAAGGUCCGAGAACGAUUGCUGCGACGUCCCCAACACUUGGCAGCUUGGAGUCGUUUGUACUUCCUUCUGCGACCACCAGCUGAAGAAGUGGCACUUCCUCAAGCCGGGCGUGUGCUGAUCCUGAGUCUGGUGAUGGCGUUCGGUUGGGUAGGAGCGCCAGGGGAGUUCGUGAUAUGGGCCACCGCAGCCCAAAAGCACCACGGGUCGUUCCGACCAUGCCAUCCUCAAUUCAACGAUGUGGUGCCCUACACGGUUGAUGGAUGA
Molecule: messenger RNA, 6597 nt
Organism: Cladocopium goreaui
Lineage: Eukaryota; Dinophyceae; Suessiales; Symbiodiniaceae
Source: the annotation of a GenBank genome assembly